UGGGGGUCGCGUACAUGGUUUACAUGAGAGAUGAGGUGGACAGAUGAACAAGCCAACUGAUCAGGGUUUGGAGCGAAUCGCAAUCGCAAUCGGCCAAAUAUCUGUUCUGGAGACGUGGAAGGAGAUUUCGAGAGGCGCCAGCCAUGGCAGAAGGGGGCUGUACGAAAACUGAAGAAGAUGAAGGUCCUAGCACGGAGGAAGACUCCCAAUCCUACCAUGGUCUCGGCGUAUGCAAAUGGUUCAAUGUGCGGAUGGGUUUCGGGUUCCUGUCCAUGACCAACAGAGAGGGUGCGCCACUGGAGUCCCCGGUUGAUGUGUUUGUGCACCAGAGCAAGCUGCACAUGGAGGGCUUCCGCAGCCUGAAGGAGGGGGAGGCCGUGGAGUUCACCUUUAAGAAGUCCUCCAAGGGCCUGGAGUCCGUGCAGGUCACGGGGCCAGGAGGAGCACCCUGUGUGGGCAGCGAGAGGAGACCCAAGGGGAAGAGUGUCCACAAACGCCGUUCCAAAGGAGACAGGUGCUAUAACUGUGGAGGUCUGGACCACCAUGCCAAAGAGUGCAAACUGCCACCGCAGCCCAAGAAGUGCCAUUUCUGCCAGAGCAUAGCCCACAUGGUCGCCAACUGCCCGGUCAAAGCACAGCAGUCCUCACCCAGCUCUCGGGGAAAGCCUUCGCCACAGAAGGGUGAGGAAGAGGAGCAGAGCCACUCGCCGCCACCUCCUGAGAGCACUGAGUGAAGGCCAUUGGUCGAGCUCAGUGGUGGAGGGCGGGAGAAGAUACAGGACACCAAUCAAACCACUUCACUGGAAAAAAAACGAACGCAUGUUCCUAACAAUGCUGCUUUUGGAACUACCUCAGGUUUUAUGGAUAAGAGAUAUUGCAGCGAAGAAUGUUAUGUGUUUUUUCUUAAUCCGUGUAACACUCAGGAAUGUGAAUGCUCUUGUACUCAGGAAACGAAAGCAUAAUACAAAUCAAGUGAGGAGAAAUUGCAACAAAAAUCAUUUCUCACUUGUUAUCUCAUGUUCUUUCUCCCAGAAAAAAAUCAUUGACAAGAGCUGGAAUCCUUCCAUCUAAUUGAGAAGGUCCUCUAAGCUUGAUUCCAUUCUCAUAGUCUUUAUACCAAAAGAGCCCAUUCCUGGUUAUGCUAUGCUGU
This is a messenger RNA of Alosa sapidissima (American shad), 1150 nucleotides long. RefSeq names its product lin-28 homolog Aa (gene lin28aa). Gene Ontology annotation, molecular function: nucleic acid binding; zinc ion binding. Bases 144 to 734 code for a protein of 196 amino acids. The record is from RefSeq and is a predicted model, not a curated record. Lineage: Eukaryota; Metazoa; Chordata; Actinopteri; Clupeiformes; Clupeidae. The transcript has 4 exons.